AUCAUACUUUGUGCCCAAGGCUUCUUCCUGCAAAAGACAAAACCAAAUCAUGGCAGCCGACGAGCCUUCCAGUGCGGAGCAACAGGCUGUGGCAGCGGCAGCGCUUACCAUGGCAACAACAGAGCUAGAGUAUCGUGUGCAACUUCUAAACAGCAUGGUGGGCACGUGCCAUGAAAGAUGCGUGGCACGACCUUACAAGGAGGGGACCCUAAGCGUUGGCGAAAACAGCUGCCUUGAUCGGUGCUGUGCAAAGUAUUGGCAGGUUGUCGCUAUCGUCGGGCAGCUAUUGGGGGCGCAGAACAAGUGAGCACCAUCAACUAUGAGGCCCAUGAUGAGCAGUGGGAAAAACACAACCUUUGUCCUCCUGUCCGCCGUGGGCGUGAAGCACACGGCGUAUAGACGAUUUCGCGUGUGGGUUGUAUAUACUGGUGCGGUGAUGGCAGGGAUUUUUGAAUGGGUACUUUUUUCUAGGGCUAGACUGCAUACGCGGGUUUUGUCGGCGGGGGCGGGGGAUACAUCCGCAGUGAGUUUGUAAAUUGUUUUUCGCCGCGUGGUUUGGAGAUAUGUCGUUGUCUAUGGUCGGGGAUUUGUUUGUUCGUUCACAGUAAUACUAUGGUCAUAUCAUGCGGUGAAUCGGCGUUAAGGCGUUCUCGCGGCAAACGUAGCAGUAAUGCUUUGCUCUUCUAUCUGCAGUGAGAUGCACAUGGUUGUGUAUAUCUUCCUGUCUGAGUGGAGAGGAUGCUGAACACCUGCAUUGAUGAUAUUUUCACAUGUAUCUUACAGUCAAUAUGAAAGGCAUACGCUUGCUUUUGUAACGGGUCUUAGGCCAGCCAGUCUGUUGGGGUAUAAGACCGAUUAUGCAAGCCUCGUCUCAAAACUUUUGGCCAGUCAUGGUAUCAAAUUUCUAUCUGUACAUGGACAGAGACAGACUGUCCGCGGACGCUUGUUGCUUAAGUGCAGAAAAGUGCAAAGCGAGCGCGCGUACUAGCCCCCUUGCUGACCCCCCAGACCUCAAAUUCUCCUACCCGCCACACCCCCUUCGGAAACGAAACCCACUAGAACCCUCGACAGUGCGUACUCCUCUGAUGCGUCUCUACCUGAUGCUUCAGUAAAAAAAAUACAAUCACACUCAGACUCCCUCUCUGUCAACGGCCCGCCGGUCCGCUCGUCGAGAUAUUUGCGCUUAAUAAAGUCUCUUGACCACCUUUACUUCGUAAUCAAUCCCACAUCCCGGUCCACUCCUACCCUAGCUAUCCCAGCCUCCCGAACCACACAAUAAACUCAGUUCCUCGUGGUCAACCUCAAGAGCUCUCCAAUCCUGCUUAGCACACGCAAGCACCCUGG
Messenger RNA from Volvox carteri f. nagariensis, 1344 nucleotides. RefSeq lists its product as uncharacterized. NCBI's taxonomy places the organism in Eukaryota, Viridiplantae, Chlorophyta, Chlorophyceae, Chlamydomonadales, Volvocaceae. Gene Ontology annotation, biological process: protein insertion into mitochondrial inner membrane. The transcript has 4 exons. The record is from RefSeq and is a predicted model, not a curated record. The coding region runs from base 50 to 307 and encodes 85 amino acids. Gene Ontology annotation, cellular component: mitochondrial inner membrane.